This is a messenger RNA of Erythranthe guttata (spotted monkey flower), 552 nucleotides long. The record is from RefSeq and is a predicted model, not a curated record. Lineage: Eukaryota; Viridiplantae; Streptophyta; Magnoliopsida; Lamiales; Phrymaceae.
UUUGUGAGAGCUCACAUUCCAAUUAGCUACAAGGAUUUUAGAGAUGUGCCAAAUAAUUUCAGUGAUGACGUUUGGAAUGCAUUGAUGGGUGAAUUUGAGCUCGAUGUUCCACCACAUGUUGCUCGACCUUUAGCAGAGAAGACAUGGUCUCAAAAGUUUAGGACACACAAAAAUUCAAUGAGGGUAAUAUUAAAGAAACAUGGUCAUAGUCAAGCCAAGCCAAAAGGUAUUGACCCAAUUAUUUGGAGAAAGUUUGUGGAAAAUGAAAUGGAUCCAAGAAAGGUGGACCAAAUCGAAAAAAAUAAGAAUAAUCGAGUUAACUCGCAGUUUUCUCAUUGCCUUGGUCGCCGCACCUAUGCUCAAAAGGAAUAUUUAAUGCUACAAGAAAAUCCUUCAAGAUCGAUUACUCGAGCUGAGAAAUGGCUGGCAGCACAUGAGCAUAUUGAUGGAACUGUUUUGGAGAGUGCUAAGAAUAAAUAUGAGCAAGUAAAAGCUGCUGGAAAUAAAAGAAAAGGCCAAAGCUCGAAUGGAGAGGAAGUUACAACGACUUAA